Molecule: messenger RNA, 480 nt
Organism: Mytilus trossulus (common blue mussel)
Lineage: Eukaryota; Metazoa; Mollusca; Bivalvia; Mytilida; Mytilidae
Product: fibronectin type 3 and ankyrin repeat domains 1 protein-like
Exons: 3
Coding region: 1-480 (159 amino acids)
Molecular function (GO): protein binding
Source: RefSeq, a predicted model, not a curated record
AUGUUGAUAUUACAGUUUGGAUGGACACCAUUAAUGUUGGCCGCUGAGAGAGGACACCUGGAGGUAGUGAUGUACCUGGUCAGUCAGGGCAGUCAAUUAGAGACCAAAGGCAAGUUUGGAAGGACACCAUUAAUGUGGGCGGCUGAGUACGGACACCUGGAGGUGGUGACCUACCUCGCCAGUCACGGCAGUCAGUUAGAGGCCAGAGACACCGUGGAUGGAUACACAGCUUUACAUGGUGCUGCUGGGAAUGGACAGAUUGAUGUAACAAAAUGGUGUAUAGAUCAAGGAUGCAGCCCUUGGGUGAAAACAAAACAGGUAACAUUCAGUUUCAAUCAUAUUAGACAGAUACUUUAUUCUCUAAAAACUAAAUACCAGUCAACAGAGAAAGUAGAAUUACAAAUGAAUAUAAAUACAAAUACAAUAGUUGAGUGUAAACAGAUGCAGUACAAUAAUGUAAAAUGUAGUCCAACUUUAUGA